AUGGGUUCCUUUUCUCAAGUCUGGCAACAACAAUGCAAUUCUCGCACAGAAAUCAUAAAUGCGGCUACUGACUUCUACGCUAAUCUAUACAGACAACCAGACACGCAAAAUCAAAACAUGGUUUCCUAUAGCCACACAGGUACCUCUCCGAUACACCAGUUUACAGAAAAUGAAGUAUUGAAACAAAUAACGAGACUCAAGCCAGAAAAAAGCCCAGGACCGGAUGGAAUCACCAACGAAUGUAUCAAGGUUGCGAAGAAUCUGCUACUGACUCCAAUCACUAUCCUAUGGAAUAAAAUACUUGACGAAGAAGCUGUGCCACAUCAAUGGAUGACAUCGGAAAUUAUACUACUGUAUAAAAAAGGUGACCCAGCCGAUAUAGGCAACUACCGUCCUAUAAGCCUAAUGUCUUGUUUUUAUAAACUUUUUGCCUCCAGUCUACUUGAAAGGAUAGCCCCGGUCAUCGAUGCUCACCAACCGAUCGAAAAAGCCGGUUUCAGAAGCGGUUUCAGCACGAUGGAUCAUAUCCAAGUGGUUGACCAGGUUAGUACAAAAAUUGGUUUGGAAAUGAAUCUGGAUAAAACAAAAAUUAUGUCUAACCGCAGAGCAACGCCCAUCUUAACAAUUAAUAACACACCUCUAGAGUCUGUCAACCACUACAUAUACCUAGGAAAACAAAUUUCCUUUAGUAAGGAAAGGAACACUGAAGAACUUAACCGAAGAGUGGCGAUUACUUGGAACAAGUUCUGGUACCAUAAGGAAAUACUAAAAUCACAACUUCCGCUACAGGCCAAGAAAAUAGUCAUGGAUACAGGACUUCUACCGUGCCUCACCUAUGGAUGCCAAACUUGGAUCUUUGAUCUCAAAACCAGGAACAAAAUUCAGUCUACCCAGAGAAAAAUGGAAAGAAGCUGCCAAGGUAUAAAACUAAAGGAUAAGAUGAAGAACGUUGACAUUCGAAAGAAGACAAAAGUACGCGAUGCCUUAACUUUUGCAAUGAAGGCUAAAUGGAAGUGGGCGGGCCACGCAGCCCGCUACAAGGACGAUAGAUGGACUCUACGGUCAGUAAAGUGGUCUGGACCAAAAGGCACCAGACCAAGAGGUAGACCAAAGGCCAGAUGGGCAGACGAAAUUGUAGCGUGCGCGGGCGGAAGUUGGAUAAAGAGAGACAGCCCUGCGCCUAAUGACAGAGAAGACUCGCGUUCCUUGGGAGAGGCUUUUACCCGAACGGGGUCCAUGCAUUUAUUAACUACAAACAAGUAA
Molecule: messenger RNA, 1263 nt
Organism: Danaus plexippus (monarch butterfly)
Lineage: Eukaryota; Metazoa; Arthropoda; Insecta; Lepidoptera; Nymphalidae
Exons: 2
Coding region: 1-1263 (420 amino acids)
Source: RefSeq, a predicted model, not a curated record